Galeopterus variegatus (Sunda flying lemur) is the source of this 602-nucleotide messenger RNA. RefSeq names its product succinyl-CoA:3-ketoacid coenzyme A transferase 1, mitochondrial-like. Gene Ontology annotation, cellular component: mitochondrion. The annotation marks the transcript as partial. The record is from RefSeq and is a predicted model, not a curated record. NCBI's taxonomy places the organism in Eukaryota, Metazoa, Chordata, Mammalia, Dermoptera, Cynocephalidae. Gene Ontology annotation, molecular function: succinyl-CoA:3-oxo-acid CoA-transferase activity. The transcript is spliced from 4 exons.
GGGAAGAUGGUGAAGGGAAUGGGAGGUGCUAUGGAUUUAGUGUCCAGUGCCAAAACCAAAGUGGUGGUCACCAUGGAGCAUUCUGCAAAGGGAAAUGCACAUAAAAUCAUGGAGAAAUGUACAUUACCACUGACCGGAAAGCAAUGUGUCAACCGCAUUAUUACUGAGAAGGCUGUGUUUGACGUGGACAAGAAGAAAGGGCUGACUCUGAUAGAGCUCUGGGAGGGCCUGACUGUGGAUGACAUACGAAAGAGCACUGGAUGCGACUUUGCAGUUUCACCAAAACUCAUGCCAAUGCAGCAGAUCGCAAAUUGAGAUGUGGAAUAGACAUUUAUCCCAGGCUGUAUGUUUUCCAUUUUAAACAUCCAGAAUUUAAUUGAAAGGACGUCAGUAAUCAUAACUGCAUUUUUAACAAGCCUUUUUUGACUAGUUUUCCUCUAAUAUUCCAGGUAUUAUUUAGCUACAGACUUUGUUCUUUCAAGCGUGCUAUGACUUUUUAAUGAAAAACAAAAGAAAACAUUUAUACAUUUAUGAUUAUCUUGUAUUAUAAGUGCUGAGAAUGUUAUCUUUACAACUGGAGCUCACCUUGGACAUAUCUUUGC